Molecule: messenger RNA, 1965 nt
Organism: Zophobas morio
Lineage: Eukaryota; Metazoa; Arthropoda; Insecta; Coleoptera; Tenebrionidae
Product: cytochrome P450 9e2-like
Exons: 5
Coding region: 255-1736 (493 amino acids)
Molecular function (GO): heme binding; iron ion binding; oxidoreductase activity, acting on paired donors, with incorporation or reduction of molecular oxygen
Source: RefSeq, a predicted model, not a curated record
AUAUUCAAACGUAGCGUUGCUCUUGACUGUUAUCGAAUAGUUAGUUUUAAAAGAUAAGAUAUGAUUAAGUUAUAAGUUCAUAUUUUUUAAGGAAGUGGUUUUUGUUUGAUGUGUAGUUCAGAUAUUUACUAGGUAUAUAAUUAAUUGCGUUCAGACUAACGCUUCCGUUUACUGCAGUCCUUGCUUUUGCUUAUUGGUUUUUAAUUCGACCUCAUAGCUUCUGGAUUAGAAGGGGGGUUCCGCAAGGAAAACCCAUGCCCAUUUUCGGAGACUCAUGGGAAAUAAUAUUUCGAAAACAAGCACCUCCUGAAGUGAUACAAAAGAUGUACAACUACAACAAAGACUCAAGGUACGUUGGAGUAUAUCAGUUUACUAUACCAAGUCUUAUAAUAAGAGAUCCAGAACUCAUCAAACAAGUAGCAGUAAAAGAUUUUGAUCAUUUUGUUGAUCACAGAGGUUUUAUUUCUGCAGAAGCAGAUCCCUUAUUUGGAAACAAUUUACUUUCCCUUCGAGGACAUAAAUGGAGAGAAAUGAGAUCCACGCUAAGUCCAUCCUUCACAAGCAGUAAAAUGAAAUACAUGUUUUCCUUAAUGUCGAAAAGUGGAGAACAGUUCGUACAACAUUUCUUGAAACAAAAUGAAAACGUCAUUUCGGUAGAAAUGAAAGAUGUUCUUUCAAGAUUUGCAAAUGAUAUCAUUGGGAAUACUGUAUUUGGAUUUGAAUGUGAUUCUUUAAAAGAACCUAAUAAUGAGUUCUUUGUCAUGGGCAAGGAAGCAUCUGAUUUUACUAGUCUGCGGAAAAUCUUCGUCUUUAUAGGAUACGUUGUUAUACCAAAACUUAUUACGUUUUUUAAAAUAUCGUUGUUUUCCGACAAGAUGAUUAAAUAUUUUACUAGAAUAAUAAAAGAAAAUAUUGAGAGCAGAGAAAAAUAUGCUGUUGUGCGUCCCGAUAUGAUCAGCUUAUUACUCGAAGCAAGAAAAAACAGCUCGAAGGACGAGGAAGCCGUUAUACCAGAUGCUGGCUUUGCAACGGUAGAAGAAUCGGAGGUUGAUAAAAACCAAAAAUUUAGAAAAACCCAAAUAACAGACGAAGUAAUUGCUUCUCAAGCUUUUAUAUUUUUUUUUGCGGGAUUCGACUCUGUAUCUUCGCUUAUGUGUUUUAUGGCGCAUGAACUGGCUGUUAAUCUAGAUGUUCAAGAAAAACUUAAGGAAGAAAUAGACAACAUCAGAGAAAAGUGCAAUGGAAUAAUUACAUACGAAUUUAUCGUUUCUAUGAAAUACAUGGACAUGGUUGUAUCAGAAACAUUAAGAAAAUGGCCAAAUGCCAUCGCUACUGAUAGAAUUUGUACAAAACCAUAUACAAUUGAACCAAAAACACCUUAUGAAAAACCUGUUCAUCUAAAGCCGAAUGAUGUAAUUUAUAUUCCGAUGUAUGCAAUUCAGCGAGACCCAAAAAAUUAUCCAGAUCCUGAUCGUUUCGAUCCAGAACGUUUCAGUGAGGAGAACAAAAGUAAAAUUAAACCAUACACGUUUAUACCAUUUGGAGUGGGACCAAGGAGUUGUAUUGGUUCAAGAUUCGCUUUGCUGGAGACUAAGAUUUUAUUUUACCAUCUUUUGUCACAUUUUAAUAUAAUUCCAAUUGAAAAGACACAAAUACCAAUUCGGUUCAAUAGAAAAGCUAUCAAUAUGGCAGCGGAAAAAGGUUUUUGGUUAGGACUUCAGCGUCGUUUCCAAUAAAUGAUGUGUUAAUAUAAUGGAUAAUGUAUUUUUUUAUGUAUUACCAACAAAUUAGGACAAUGCCUAGAAAAUAAUUGUAUCUUUUAUCAAGUUGAUCGAGUGGUAGGCAAUAUUAUAGGCAUCUUGUUGAAAUGUGUAUACUAGUUACCAUCUUAUUAGUAUUUAUAUGAGUAAUAAUAUAAUACAUAUAUUGUGUAGAUAAUGAUAAAAUGGUAAAACACUAACCAAA